This is a messenger RNA of Clonostachys byssicola, 1272 nucleotides long. NCBI's taxonomy places the organism in Eukaryota, Fungi, Ascomycota, Sordariomycetes, Hypocreales, Bionectriaceae. The record is from the annotation of a GenBank genome assembly.
AUGAGCUCAGACUCCGUCCUGAUUCUUGGCGCAGGCUGCUUUGGCCUGGCCACCGCCCACCACCUCGCCUCCAACGGCCACAAGAACAUCACAGUGCUGGAGAAGGGCCAGACCGUCCCCAGUAGCUUCUCCGCCGCCUAUGACCUGAACAAGGUCAUUCGUGCCGAGUACGCCGACCCUUUCUACACCGACCUAAGCCUGGAUGCCAUCCGGAAAUGGCAAUCAGACCCCUUCUAUAAGCCUUACUACCACGAGACUGGCUUUCUCAAUGUCACAUCAAAAGCCGCCCCAGAGUCCACGAAGCGCGUGGUUUCCAGCUACAUCUCCUCCAUUGAAUCGAAUCCCGCAUUCAACGGUUUAGUCCAGAGGGUAAAUGGUGAGGCUGAGAUCAAGAAGCUCAUCCCCGCGUUCUCUGGCCCCGUCGAGGGCUGGACAGGGUACUUCAACAAGCUUGCAGGCUACGGCCACUCUGCCAACGCCCUUCGUGCCGUCUACGAGGAUUGCGUCAAGCUCGGCGUCAAGUUCGAAACUGGACCCCAGCGCGGUGAGGUCGAAUCCCUCAUCUACUCUUCCUCACGGGGUGGCACCUCUUGUAUUGGAGCCAAGACCAAGGGCGGCCACAUCCAUCUCGCCGACAAGACCAUCCUGGCGCUGGGCGCCGAUGUCUGCAAUUUAGUACCCCGAUUGGGCAAGCAGGUCGCUGGUCGAUGCUGGGGUGUUGUGCACAUCCAGCUCACUCCCGAGGAGGCGGAGACCCUGAGAGGCAUCCCCGUCACAAAUGUGCGCGAUCUCGCCUUCUUCUUCGAGCCCGACAGGACCACCAACAAACUCAAGUUCUGCCACAUGGGCGGUGGCUACACAAACUACGCUGGCUCUGCCGACGGCUUCUCCCUUCCUUACUCUAAGCUGGAGGACUCCCAGUUCGUUCCCGAGGAGGACGAGAUCUACAUCAGAAGACUAUUACGAGAGGUUCUUCCCCAGUUUGCUGACCGGCCGUUGAUUGACCAGCAUCUGUGCUGGUUCGCCGAUACAGACGACUCCGAUUAUAUUGUCGACUUUGUCCCGGGCACCAACUCCUCGCUGGUUGUUUUGUCCGGCGACUCGGGCCAUGGAUUUAAGAUGCUGCCCAUCUUUGGAGGUUUCGUGAAGGAUCUUUUGGAUAAGGGAGUUCAGUCUCAGCCCAAGUGGCAAUGGAAGGAAACCAAGGCCAAGUCAACUGGUGCUUGGCGUAGUAGUGCCGGCCAAGAGCUGGCGAACAUCCCCCGCGCCAAG